Messenger RNA from Prorocentrum cordatum, 449 nucleotides. NCBI's taxonomy places the organism in Eukaryota, Dinophyceae, Prorocentrales, Prorocentraceae. The record is from the annotation of a GenBank genome assembly.
CGCCGGGAGGCGGCGCUGACGCACCACCCGGACAAGGGCGGCGACCCCGAGAAGUUCAAGGAGAUCGGCGCCGCGCAGGAGACGCUCACGGACGAGAGCAAGCGCGCCUCCUACGACUCCGCGCUGCUGCGCGCCCGCUCGCGGGACGGGCUCGGCCUGAGGAGCAGCUCGCACGACCGCGCCCCGGCGCCGCGGCCGCCCCCGGCCGAGCGCCAGACGACGUCGCGCCCGCCGCCGGCCAGGCCACCCAGGCCCCCGGGCGCGGUGGAGAUCCCGGCGGACCCCAGCAGCCUGUCUGUGAAGGAGCUGAAGGAGCUGUUGUCCGCGCUGGGCAUAGAUCACGAGAACUGCCUCGAGAAGGCCGACCUCCUCGCGCUGGUGCAGAAGCGCAAGGAGAAGCGGCCUGCAGAUACAGGCAACGGCGAGACGACGCCGCGCGCCUCGGCAGG